AUGGACGUCACACAAGCGUACUCUUUGGACUCAAUUCACUUGCAGGUGAAGCGUACCUGUGGCGAAAAACUGGGCGCAGCUGGGGACACACAUGAAAUGAAUUGUGAUCUUCAUGAAGUUGAGUUCUCAGUGAAAGGUGAAGCAGGUGGACAACAAGCAAAACAUUGUGCUGGUACUUUCGAGAUACUGGACGAAUAUCCAGAGAGAAAUGAACUCGUCGACGGCCUGCCUAGUAGAAAGUUCUAUUCCGCGGUGUUCAAAGAGCACAAGGUGCUCUCAGAGAAUGUUCCUGACAGCAUUCAUGUCCACGCCUUUGCGGAUAGGUUGAAUAUCCUGCAUGUUCUUAUAAUUGGACCAAGAGGAACACCUUUCGACACCACUCCCUUCUUCUUCAAAUUCAAACUGCCUGCCGACUACCCGCAAAAACCGCCCGAGGUCACGUACGUAGCUUACUCCCAAGAACAACUCAAUCCAAACCUUUAUCAGAAUGGAAAAGUGUGCACUAGCCUUCUUGGCACAUGGUCAGGCCAGGGUGUUGAAACAUGGAACCCUGCAAAGUCAAACAUUUUCCAAGUACUGCUUUCAAUACAAGCCUUGAUCUUGGUACCUGAACCAUAUUUCAAUGAAGCUGGAUAUGAGUCGCGAAAGCAACAGUCGGAAAUGUCUGACCGAUCUCGUCGCUAUAAUGAGACCGCUACUAUCAAUUCUCUUGAAUAUCUACUUAAGGUUUAUCUGGAACCGCCGGGCGACUUCAAAGAGUUGAUCAAAUCUUUUGUAGAGAAGUCAUGGAUAGAGUAA
Messenger RNA from Haemonchus placei, 798 nucleotides. NCBI's taxonomy places the organism in Eukaryota, Metazoa, Nematoda, Chromadorea, Rhabditida, Trichostrongylidae. The record is from the annotation of a GenBank genome assembly.